UCGGCUUUGAUUUUUUUUUUGACAGAUUGUAAGAUGACAACAAAAUAUUACAUUAUUUACCAAAUGAAAAGUAAAGUAUUGUGUCAAAUCCGGAUUGAAGUGAACUGAUUCGAUGGAAUCAACAGAGGUUUGUCGUUUAUGUUUUUCAUCGGACAACCGAUUGAUUGGCAUUUUCGAUAAUGAUGAUUUAAACAUCGCUGGAAUUAUAAACGAACAUAUUGGCGAGGUAAAUCAAUUGGAUGCACUACCAAAAUGUAUUUGUGCCACAUGUUGGAAGAAAACCGAGGAGUUUCAUCGUUUCCAUCGUUCAGUGCGCUGUGCCCAGCAGAAAUAUUUACAACAAAUUGUAAAAUCUGAAGUUAACCACGAAACAGAAAACAUUUCAAAUGAAAUUACAGAACAGCCCAAUUUUGUCGAAGUCAUCACCAAUUAUGAUGAGCUCAAGUUUACCGAUGAAUACCCAAUAAAACCUGAUGAACUAGAUGAUGCGGGUAUUGAAGAGGUAAAAUUAUUCGAAUUGACCGAUGUUCUGUGCAAUGAUAUACUCGAUGACGAUGACGAUGAUGCUGAGAUCGAAAAUGACAAAGAUGAUGACGAAGAAGAAGCGGAAUUGGAGAGCGAUUCCAUUAGCUCAAAAUCGAAUGACGUCGAUCCAUCCGUGGGCAAGGAAAUCUUUAUGGAAAACUUUGACACAACAUGCGAUAUAUGCUCAAUCGAACUGAAGACUCUCAAGCGUGCAAAUUCGCAUUACAAAAGUGCACAUCAAAUCAACGAUGGUUAUAUCAAGUGCUGUGGCUUGAAAUUGAAACGCGACAAAUUGGUCAACGAUCACAUUCGAUGGCAUAUCAACCCGGAGAUAUUCAAAUGUGGAUAUUGUGAUCGGAUAAUGAAAACUAAAUUGUCACUUUCGACUCACAUGGCGAAUCAUAGGCAUUCAAAGAACUACACCUGUAAUAUAUGCGGCAAAAUAUUCACGAGAAUUGACAGAAUUCGAAAUCACAUGGAAACGCAUUCGAAAACAAUCGUUUGUCAUAUAUGCUCGAAAUCUUGUACCAGCAAAGAAAAACUCGAAGCUCAUCUGAAAUUCUACCAUAAACCAGAUGAUGUCCGAAAACAAUUAAACAAAUUGCGUGAGGUAAAAAAGAUGACACUAGACGCAACCGAAAUUGACAAAGUGAUUGCAAUGCAAUUCGAUAUGAAAUGUGAUUACUGUGAUGUUAUGUUCAAAUCACUGCAAGAAGCACAAUACCACUAUAUGCACGAACACCAAGUAGCCGAUGGGUUUAUCAAGUGCUGUGGUCUGAAGUUCAAGAAAGCCGUUAAUAUUCAAGGUCAUGUUUUGUGGCAUUUGAAACCGGAACUUUUCAAAUGUUGCAUUUGUAAAAAGGAUAGUACAACGAUAAUCGCAUUGCAGGCACAUUUACGAGUGCAUGAAACGCGCCAAUCACCAAAGCAGAACGUUUGUAAUGUGUGUAACAAAUCAUUUUUCAGCAAACAUCAUUUGACUAGACACAUGAAGGUGACUCAUGGUUUGGUUACCGAAUCAAAGAAGAAUUUGAAUGCGAUCAAUCCGGAUACGGACAGUAUAAAAUUGUUCUUCGAUAUGCAUUGCGAAAUAUGUAAAAUUGAAUUGUCGUCAUUGCAACAUGCCAAGCUGCACUAUUUAGAAAAACAUCAAAUACCUGAUGGAUUCAUCAAGUGCUGCGAAAUGAAAUUCAGAGAGCUCAAAAAUAUCAACGAUCACCUGCAGUAUCACAUGAAUCCAAAUAUAUUCAAGUGUACAACCUGCAUGAAAGUAUUUCCACGUAAGGCGGAUUUAAGUGCGCACAUUUCUCAACACAAAGCGGUCGACACGAAACGAUUUAGUUGCAACGAAUGUGGCAAAGCGUGGAAGUCAAAAUAUCGGCUUGAAAUUCAUAAAAGAUCUCACGAAGAAAAAACGGCACGAAAUUUUCCAUGCGAUUAUUGCAAUAGAAAAUUCUCAACGGAAAAGUUACAAAAGUCGCAUAUUUUCCGUAUUCACGAAGCUGAUAAGGAGGCAAAAUCAGAGAUUUGUGAAUAUUGCGCGAAAACAUUUACAACGCGCAAAGAGGUGCUGGCCCACAUUAGGAGCAUGCAUAUGGAAAAUUCGAUUCGACGCGAACGGGCCCAAUGCCAGAUUUGUAGUGCAUGGCUGAGUAAUAGAUAUACGUUGAAGGAGCAUAUGAUUCGACACAAUUCGGAACCACAAAAAUGCACUCAAUGCGACAAAGUCUCACCCAAUCAAAAUGCAUUGUUAUGUCAUGUUCGAGAGGUUCAUUGCGAUCGAAUUUUCAGUUGUCACCUCUGUUCCAAAACAUUCAAAGCGGCUGUAGCUCUGAAGGAUCAUGUGGCCACACAUACCGGAGAAAAAUUAUACAAGUGCUCGUUUUGCCCCGAGGCAUUCAUCUGGAGACCAAACAUGUACUCACAUCAAAAGAAAGCACAUCCAAAAGAAUGGAAAAAGAAGCAGAGUGAAAUGAGUAAAAGGCCCACCAAAUAGUGAAGCUCGUCUGAUCCUGAAAAGUAACAAAGUUCAUCCUAAAUUCGGCUCCCGGAAUAGUGGGAAUCUUCAAAACAAAUGAACAAACAAUCGAAACAAAUGUAACAAUAAGCAUACAUACAAACUUCCAUCAAAUGUAGGGCAAUAGAUUAAAUUCACAUCAAUUUUGUUGGAGCUGAAAAUAAAUGUUAAAUGAUAAAUAGAAGUAAUGAAGGCGACAAGAAAAAAUCAGCAUUUCUUCUUUUUGUGACAUUUCAUAGAUUUAUUUUAAAUGAUUUAUUAUUCAAAGAAAUGACUUCACUCAAGUUAUUGGUUUUAUUUGCAGAAAAUCAACGAUGAAAUUGAAUAAAAUUCCGAAAGAGGGAGAGAGAAAGAGAGCUAGAGAGAGAGUGAAAGUAAAACCAAAUGUUCGAAGAUUUUUGAUUUAACAAAUUGAGGGCGAUUGGGCCCAAGGCAUUUGUAAGCCAAAAUAAACUCUUAUAAAGAGGAAGAAAUCGGGUUGCUGAUGAAGUUGCCGUUGAGGCGCGUAUUCCACCCGAAAUACAAAUAUUCUUCGCAUAGUUGAAUAUCGAAAUAAAUAAAACACAAAGCACGUUCAAAUCGAAAAUCUUCGACCAUUUUGUUUGGCUUUCUUUCUCUCUCACUCUCUCAAUGCCAAUGGAUUAGCCAAAGGAAUAUUCCCCAUCAUGUGUUCGUGGACAUUAUUUUCACAAAAAUAACAGUUUUCUAAGACCAAAAUGUCGUCAGAGGUCUAUUUCACGUGUUUUCCAAACAAAAAUGUCAUUUUCAGUGAAAAUAGAGCAAAUUGCAAAAUUCACAAA
Sitodiplosis mosellana (orange wheat blossom midge) is the source of this 3342-nucleotide messenger RNA. RefSeq names its product transcription factor grauzone-like. Bases 113 to 2521 code for a protein of 802 amino acids. The transcript has 14 exons. Gene Ontology annotation, cellular component: nucleus. The record is from RefSeq and is a predicted model, not a curated record. Lineage: Eukaryota; Metazoa; Arthropoda; Insecta; Diptera; Cecidomyiidae. Gene Ontology annotation, molecular function: zinc ion binding.